UUGAUCUCUUUCCCUUCUUUCCCCUUCCCCCCACUACCUUCACAUCAUCCUUCGGCUCAAUCUGAUCCCCUCUGCCCAUCCGUCAAGGUGGGGUAAUAGGAAGGGUGAGGCUCUGCUGAACCUCUCCAUGUUGAUUCUCAGUCGUACCAGGUCAACGGGAAGCCCCACUGGUCCUGCGCUGGCACCUGACACCCAUCUGCUGUGCUGCAUAUCUCUCGCCCUUGCUUCUGUGUCGUACUGUAGGGCCAAUGCAGUCUGAUCUGCAUACCAUGACUGAUGCAUCAAUCCAGUCCUCGGACAGGGAACAUCCAGACAAUGUGUAUGGAACAAGCAAUGUGUCAUCUCUCAGAUAACCGUUGUCUAUGUCGACUGCUGCGAGAACAGACUUGUUGCCCCUUUUUGCGAAUCAAUCCAAGCCCUCCGGCUUGAGUACAGAAGUCGCCGUUGAAGCUUGUCCCAGCAAGUCAACAGUGGUACUGCAGCACGCCGCAGAACACUCGCUUACACUGGCCCCCUUGCCUGCAGGGCCCUGCUCCCUUCUCAAUGCUAGUGCCGCUGCCAUACACGUGGACAGCGCAUAGUGGGUGACUAUCGCCAUCUGUCCAGAACGAACAGAUAGCCGUCGGCGAAAAGGAGAUGGGCUUCUCGUCCAAUACUGAACAAAGUCGAUACGACCCGAGACUGCACAGCACUGAUCUUCAGGAGCAAGAGCUAUUGUUUCUGAGUUGUGCCAUCUCCAUAGCGUCAAAGAUGCCACCGGCGCAGCUGAUCGGACACGAACUCCGGCUCAAUGCAAUUCCUCACGAGAUCGUCGAUCUCAUGCGGCGGAACACAACGUCGGGGAAGCGUUCUUGAACGAGCCGAGCUCCUUCUUCCGAGGAGAUGAUAGUAAUUCAACAGACCGCUCGGAGCAUCGCUUGACAUGCUUGUGCAUCGCUUCGGAGGUUGAUUGGUAAUAUCAGACUGGCUGGAGGAGCUCAUUGCCUGGCUUGUAGUCGGUGUGGUUAGCUGUAACUAUCCGUCUCGGACGCGCGCCGCCGGCCGCAAGCUGCAUGGGGUGUGCCAGCCUUCAUGGUGUAGUUGGCGGGGGGGACGCCAUUAUCCUUAAAAGACAGAGAGGUGUCCCCGAUCCUCGAAGACACAAGCAGAGAAAGCGAGUUUGUCUUUCCUCCACCUUUGGAUCUCUCCAACCGCUUCAAAUUCUUGUCGAUUUGCAGGGACUGCAACCUCGGCACUUGCAAUCCUGUCAUUGUUGGGCGGUAUCGUUCUUCUUUUGUCCAAGUGCAGGCACUGACCUGCAGGAGCUACUGGCGAAUACCAACCGGCCAGUGUUGCCCCUCUUGUGAGCAACCCGAGCGUCCCCACUCCUACAACUCAAUCAUCGGUUCUCUUCAUCUUUAUGUUGUGCAUCGAUUCUCGACUUCGGAAUCUCGAGCUGGGUCUCUUCCGUUGACCUACGUCCGUCUGGCAACGGCCAGCAAGCUUCCCUCGUUCUCCUGUCUUCUUUUGUUCGGGCUAGUCAGGCUUGCUUUCACAGGGGUUUGCGUCCCCCGAUCAUCGACCCUCUUUGAAGUUCCGACUGCGACUUGCCCGCCAUGUCCUUCAACGACUCCGGGUCCGAGUAUUCGUACUAUUCGUAUUCUUCGGCCGGGUAUGCUCAGCGAGACGUCGAUGGCUCUGCUCCCCGAUACGCUUCCAGCAUCCAUUCCUACGCGGCUUCGUCUUCUGCUUCGCAAGCAUCCGGACAUAGCUCCGGCAGUGGCAGCCAGAGGUACUACACCCACACGCCAGUCACCGGCUUCUCGUACGACGAGUAUCGUAUGCCUCAAACGUACUCUGAUACUCCACCUCCGUCAACGCACACUGCACUCAGCACAUUCCACCGAGGUGUCCAGCAGCAACAGACCGCUCCUCUGCCAAGCAGACGCAUGCUGCAUUGCGAAUUUCAACCUUGGACCGGUUGUCAGCAGCAGUUUCGACUUGACGACGUCGGUGCCUGGAUUAGACAUGCCGAGGACGAGCAUCUGCAACGCAUGUUCCCCACGGAAUGCAUUUGCUGGUUUUGCGACGAUAUCGUCUUCAGCACCCAACGUUGCUCCGACGCUGGGCUGAACUUCACCCAACGCAUGGAACACAUCGCGGGCCACAUCAUGGACGGUGAUCAUUUCGAGCACAGGCGACCCGACUUCCACUACCUCGACCAUGUGUACAGGGUCGGAAAGAUAUCGCGCCAGGCGUUUGAGCUAGCUAGAGGAGCCAGUGAGGGUCCCCGAACGUCGGGGGUUCUGCACCCGGCGGGUUGGAGGCCAGCCAGCCGUGAGGCAGCAAUCGUCGUGACGGGGGGCGGUAGACGACGGCCUAGGGAGCGUCGUUCUUGAAGGGGGGUUGAAGGUGAUGAAUGGUUUUUUGUUCUUUUUGGACGCUGUUGUCGUCGACUUGUCUGCCCUUGCAUGCUGCGAGUGCAGUGCAGUCGAUAAUUCUGGACAAGUGGGUAACAAAUGCCUUUUGAUAUCGGAGCGGGCCGAGAAGCGGCAUGGUCGAUCAUGCAGUGGGGGGCGGGGGCUGCAAGUUUCCCGAUUUGCCUUUCAGGCUUUUCACGGACGGCGGCGAACGAACGUUCAUCUGAUUUACCCUUCUGUUAAUAAGGUUUACUAGUACCCAUAUUGUCGGGAAUCCGCGCAGGCUCACCUCGAAGGAGGCAGUGUACUGCAGGGACCCGUACGUCGGUCGGUCUGUAACCUAGAUUGGUCAUCCCUGUCUUGUAUACCCGGAGCCCGAGGACAUGUGCGAGGCUUGAGGCCACCUACAGAGACGAGGCACACUUAGGUGUUAGGCUGCCUGGCAGACCGACUGAGGUGGCAGAUAGGAGGGGAGGCAAUCGGACAAGGCGGACGCCUGUUGACAUUCUGUGAGGCUUCAUCCCCUCUUCCUGUGUGUCCACGGUGUCUGGCGCUUGAAGGUUGAUGAUUUUGACUCACUUUCUUCGGGUGUUCUUCCUUGGAAUAUUUUGUUACACACCUCUCCCGGUUUACUCCCAGGACCUGAGGGCUUGAUUCUGCACAGGUGUUGAAGGAUGGGUCUGUCUGAUAGUUUGGGUCAGAGGUAUGUUCAUAAUGAUGGGUGUACUUGGACGGAGGCCCUCGGGCAGCUACGACCUGUCAGACUGCCAGUCAGGCGCUCACCUCAUCGGCCCCCUUUUCCACUGCAGGGACUGCUCUUUCUGGUUUCGAUCCAUGUCUUCUGCCUCAAUAAGAAAAGAAAAGAAAAGAAAUCCUCCCCACUCCCUGCCAGCGUACCUAGGUGGCCAACAGCGGGUAAGCGGGCUCCGGACAGAGUUGGGCAACUAGACCUUACAUGGCAUGCUUGUAUUUCUACUCAGUACUUUUAUCAACAUGCCUUCUCAAGCUUCUCACCGAGUAGCCGACCCAUCCAAAUGU
Messenger RNA from Colletotrichum destructivum, 3437 nucleotides. RefSeq lists its product as uncharacterized. The transcript has a single exon. Bases 1596 to 2378 code for a protein of 260 amino acids. NCBI's taxonomy places the organism in Eukaryota, Fungi, Ascomycota, Sordariomycetes, Glomerellales, Glomerellaceae. The record is from RefSeq and is a predicted model, not a curated record.